Cladocopium goreaui is the source of this 1686-nucleotide messenger RNA. NCBI's taxonomy places the organism in Eukaryota, Dinophyceae, Suessiales, Symbiodiniaceae. The record is from the annotation of a GenBank genome assembly.
AUGUUGGAUUUUCAGUUCUGGAGUGACCGGUCUUGGCAAAGCUUCAAUCAAUCUGAGCAGCAUGCAUUGAACACCAACUUCAGCCAAACGCCUCGCCCUGACUCAGUGAACUUGGGGCUUCGAGAGGUCAAGAAUUUCAGCCAGGUGCAUCAGGGCCAUGCCGAGCAAAAGAAUAAAAGCACAGGGAAGUUGCGAUGGGUGAGGAUCAAACCUCCAUACCAGAUUGAUGGUGGAGUUCAGCCCCACCUUCCUCCGCUCUUCCAUUUCUGCUACGAAGUCCAAGCUUGGCACUCGAAUCUGCGGCAGGAGCACCAAGCUGAGCUUGUGAGCUAUGCGAAAAGUGCACCACCACCUGGGCAGGUGGUUUUUUAUAUCCGCGGCCAAGAGUAUGUUCUUCUUGGAAUGGACGCUCUUGUGAAGGUGAAUGUGUUCACGAAUCGCACUCGAAUUGUCAGGAUCCAAUCGGGUCCAGCGCCAGUUGUGCCCGCACCGGCUUUUUCCAUGGGACCAGCACGGCAUUCGGUCAGAUCGGUCUCCGGGGCCUUGGGAGGAGGGUCUCAUUCCUCCAGUGGCUAUGGCUACAAUCCCAGGUCAUCAGCUUCAGCUUCAGCGCCGUCGUCCUUCUCUCUGUCUUCGGCAGUCUUUCUGGUCGAGACAGCUAAUGGAAGGAAGCACCUUUCUUCACACUGGGCCGAUGAAAUUCGAAGGCACUGGAGAAUGUCGCCGCGACCAGAUCAGGUCCCGCUUUCAGAUGGCAGCUUGGUGGAGAAUUUCCAGGCCUUGGAGUGCGGAUCUGCUGUCCUUCGAUCAAGAGAUGGUGCGCAGAAGCUGGAAGUGAGACUUGAGUCCCAAAUUGGCCCCAGAAGCUUGAAUUUACCAAACGACUUGGAGAGUGAGGACCAAAAAGUGGACCUUUCCUCUGUGGGAAAGUAUUUGUCUGCGCAGGAGCAGCGGCGAUUGCCGGACAGCGACAAGGAAUGCAGCAUUUGCUCGGAGGAUUUGGUGGCAGCUGAGAAGGCACCAGUUCCUUCCUGGGCAGCAGCCAGAUUUCCAUCCAGAGCUCAGGCAGCAAGCGUGGAUGACGACGGCGAUGUUGUCAUGGAGGAAGUCCAUUCCACUUCAGCCGGCUCUACUUCCGUCGCUUCGGGACCAGUUUAUCAACUCCGGUGCGGCCACGUCUACCACACGGAGUGCUUGAAGAAGUGGUUUGAGCAGCGUGCCUCCUGCCCUCUUUGCCUCAAAGAGUUUGGCAAAGUGGUUGGGACGCAGCCACGGACGGGCUCAUUCCAGUGGCACGUGGAUCGCACCGUGCAGUUGCCGGGGCACAUGGGGGCGCGUGGCGCCAUCAUGAUACUGUUCGAAUUUCCUCCUGGGACAGACGAUGCUGGGCGUCCCUAUCCAGGUCGAAGGGAGAAGGGUUUCCUUCCCAAUAAUUGUCAAGGCAUUAUCCAACUGGAACUCUUCAAGGUCGCCUUCCGCCGGCGAGUGAUGUUUGCCUUGAGCACCUCCCUGACAACAGGAAGAUUCAAACCUACGUUCAAUAUUCACAUCAAGACAAAGCCGAGAGGCGGUGCUGCGCAGCACGGAUAUCCAGACAACGAUUAUUUUCAAAGGUCCCUGGACGAGCUGAAGAACGUCGGGAUUUCGGUUGCUGACCUACCUGCAGGUAUGGAUUGCAGCACAUGA